Molecule: messenger RNA, 6937 nt
Organism: Paramisgurnus dabryanus
Lineage: Eukaryota; Metazoa; Chordata; Actinopteri; Cypriniformes; Cobitidae
Gene: crocc2
Product: ciliary rootlet coiled-coil, rootletin family member 2
Source: RefSeq, a predicted model, not a curated record
UUGACCUUUUGGCGUCCAUGGAAACCAGAAAGCUUGCGUUCUAAUAACCACGACAACACGCCAGAGCGUGCUUUUACUUCAGUAAGCGUCCUGUUACUUUGGUAACCAUUUGCACCAGCCUCGACUUGGUGCUGCUGUGAUUGCAACUUUUAAACUCUAGUCACUGUACUUAGUACGAUAUUAACGUUUAAUUCGCUUAUGCGCACUAUUUAAAAGCAUGCAUGUUUAUGCCAUGUGCAAUGCGAUGCAAUUCACUACACUGUGAAACGGCAAACCAUUUUAUAGCUUGCGGAGAAUAAAAGCUUUCAUUACCUAACUUGCUAGAUCCAGUUUAAGCUUUCAAAAAGACUUCAAGUCUCAAGAAGAAUUGAGGACAAUUGGAAAAACGUCGCUGGACGGUUAUUAAAGUACUUUGGAUCGGUACCAGUUUCCAGAUGAGUUGUGAAGGGGAUCAAGGACUGAAGGCUGUGAUUCAGAAGCUGGAGGAGUCACUGCUGAACCCAGACAGCAGUGCAGAGGAGAGGACUCACUCUGUGAAUGAGGAUGAGGAGCACUUUAAUGCCACACCUGUUCCUGCCCGUAUUCGUGAGAUCAUCACUAGAAACCUGACUGAAACGCCCAUAGCAGGGAGCAGUGAGUCGGAGGGAAACUGUUUGCCAAGGGAUAUUCCAUCUCAGAUGUGCAGUGACAGAGACCAGCUGCUCAACAGGCACUCUGCUCUCACCAGUAUGCUGGAGCAGAUGCUGUUGCAGCAGUCAGGAGAUUCAGACCAGCAGAGUGUGUAUGGUGCCGAGCAAGGCUGGCUAAAAGAAAACGGCAGAUCUUACAAGUUGAAGCUGCAGGCCUAUCAGGAGAGUCAACAUAGGCAGGCCCAGCUAGUUCAGAAACUACAGGCCAAGUUGCUCCAGUAUAAGAAGAGAUGUGGAACUCUAGAGCAGCAGGUGCUAGAGAAAACCUCUGAGGCGGAGAAACUAAGGCUUUCUUUGCAGUCUCACCUCGACUCUUCAGCACAGCGUCUACAGUGCUUUAAGGAGGAACACAACCUGGAUGUCCAGAGUAAACUGGCCCUGCUGGAAGAUGAGCAGAAACGGUGUUCUGGUUUGAGCCAGGUCAACGCGCUGCUUCGAGAACAACUAGAACAAGCUAAUGAAGGCAAUCAGGCACUGACGGAGAGCCUGCAGAAGGCACGAGAGGAGGCGGAGCAGAGGGACAUGCGACUGAGGAGGGAACUCGAGAUGAGUACCUCCCGAGUGCGAUCUCUCUGGCGGCAGGCUUCACUUUUGCGAAGUUUAUUCAGCCAGCUGCGGGCCUUUGCUGAUAGGAAUCUGUCAGACAUGCGAGCAGAGUGUGCAGUGGCUGGCCGUCAUCUUCAUAUGGCCUGUGUGCAAUUGGAGACCAGCAUGAGCCAGCACAGUACCCCCGCUAAUAACAGAGUAUCUGCACUGGAGAGUGAGCUGAGAGACAAGCUUAAAGAGGCUAUGCAGCUGCAGGCCCGCUUUGAUGCAGAAAAAGUCGAGCUUAGCUCAAGAAUACUGGAACUGGGUGAAAUGGUAAAGCAACUCAGAGCACAGAACAGUGAGAAGGAAGGGAAUCUGAAAGCUCUGCAGCACAGUUUGGACAGGAAGGAAAAAAGUUGGUGUGAGGACAGAACCGAGAGGGUUGCCUUACAAAGCGAGAUUAGCAGUUUGCAACUGAUACUCCACAACAUAAACAAGGUGGUUUGUGAAGAGAGUUGCUCAGAGUCUGCAAAAGAUGAGCAGGCUUCUCUCACUGUUUUCUCUUCUCAACGAGACAGUACUCUGAUAGCUGUGCAAAAAGCCCUCUUACAGAAACAGACACAAAUUCAGGAUCUGCAGGCUCGUUCAGAGGCUUCAUUAGAGCAAGUUGCUUCCCUGCGAGGUCAGCUGCAUGAAGUAGAGGAUGAACGCAGAAACCUGGAACAAAGAAUCCAGGAGUUGGAACAAGAGAACCAGCUUUUGGAGAGAGCUGAGGAGGAAAGCACCAGAGAUACCCAGAGAUACCGCAUCUCACUAGGCAAAGUCACCAGUGGAAAAGGAGAGCUGGAGAGGCAGCUUUCGGUCCUUCAACAGCAGUUAGAGUGUGCGCAUGCAGAGCAGGAAAGUUUAAGAAGCUCCUCUCUGGAUGUUCAGAGACAGAGAGACCUCCUCAGGCAGCAGAGGGAGGACCUGGAGAGGCAGCUGGCUCGAGAACGUUCUGAAUCUGAGAGAGGACGACACGCUCUCGAGCAGCUGGAGAUAAGACACUCUGAUGUACGUAAAGAGCUGGUCACGCUAAAGGAAGUUUUGAGUCAGCUGAACUUGCAGAAAGAGGUUUUGGAGGAUGAAAAGAGAAGUCUCACACAGGCUCUCUCUAGGGUGGAGGCCCAAAAUGCUGAGCAGGAACUGACACUUACCAAACUGCAAAGUGAAGAUGCAGGGCUAAAAGAUUCUCUGGCCAAGAUGGGAGCCCUGAGUGAGGGAUUGGCUAAAGACAAGGUUGAACUGAACCGCCUUCUUCUGCAGGUGGAAGCAGAGAAAGCAGAGCUUGGUGAACGCAGACGAGAGGCAGAGCUAGAGCGAGCGUCAGCCAGAGAGGAGAUAGCUUAUUUGCAGCAGGAGCUGUUAGACCUGACAGCAGAAAAGCGAGCUCUGGAAGCCUCACUUAUUCACCUUCAAGAGGCCCAAGUGACCCUAGAUACGGAGUACAACCUCCUGCAGCGGGAGAAAAACGCAGCCCUGGAGCAGCACGCCCAGGUCAGUAAGCAGAAGCAAGCCCUGCAGGACCAGUUAAGCACAUGUCGCAAGGAAAUGGAGCUGAAUGUUGCCUCACUUCAGAGGAUCUGCAAAGAGAGGGAUGAACUGGCAAAAGACAAGGCCAACCUCACAGUGCAACUCACUUCAGAGCAACGCAAAUCCAAGGCCCUGGCCCAAGACCUGGCUGCUCUGCGGUCUGAGAGAGAGUCUCUAGAGUCGGGCUUGCUUGAUGGACAGGAACUGGCCUCAUCGCUAGAGGCUGAUCGAGCUAAGCUAGAAGAAGAAAAAGCUAGUCUACAGGAGGCCAGUGAGGCUUUGACGCGUGAGCUGUCCAGUGUUCAGAGUAAACUAGAGCAGCAAAUGUCCCGGGCUUUGCAAGAGAAACAAGCUUUAGAGUUUAAAUUCGCUCAGGCUGAGAGAAAUGCACAGCAAACACUCAUUACCACACAGCAAAGCCAUCAGGAACAGUUACAUGCUGAGCGAAAGUACAAGGAACGCAUGUUAGCGGAGUUGUGCGCACAGAGAGAGAAGGCAGAGGAGCAGCUGCAAGCAAAGUGUGAGGAACUGCGCAUGCAGAGUCGCAAGGAGCUGCAGCAGCUGCAGGAGGAACUGGCCAAACUGCAGCAACACUGCACAGACACUCUGCUACAGGCCGAGAGCCAUAAACAGCAGGUCCUCUCUGAGAAAGAGGCUGAGAAGGCAACACUUAGCGAGCGCAUACUUAUGCUGGAGCGUGACAUGGAGUCAGCUGCGCUUGAAAAGGAUCGUAUGCGUCGUGACUUCCUAAGCAAACAGGAGCAGGACAAAGACACAGUUUUAAGAUUGCAGACUGAGCUGCAAUCCCAGCGUUCUCGUUUUGAGGAAUCUUUGAGUUCCCGCGAACUUUCCGAGGGUAACCUGAAUGACCAGAUCAGAGAGAUAUCUAUGCAGAAGCAUGAUGCUCAACAAGAGGUACAGCGGUUGAGGAGGGAACUGAAUGAGGUGGAGGAGAGCAGGGACUCUGGUCGUAAGGAGCUGAUAGAGGCCCACAGAGAGCUGAGGGAGUGUUUGCAGAACAGGGACACCCAGCGGCAAGAAAACUUGGAACUAAAGAGGGCUUUAGGGGAUGCUGUGAGAGAGAAAGAGACCAUCCAGACUUCCAACCAAAAACUUCGAACAGAUUUGAAGAGAGCGGAAUUUGAAAACAACAGUUUAAAGCGAGUGGGAGAGGAGAAAGAUCAGAGACUGGCAGUGUUGGAAGAGUGCAAAUCCUCCCUCCAGCAGGAGGCACUAAAGCUGAGAACCAACAUGCGUGAACUUGAGAAAUCUCGACUGCAGGCACGCAGAGAACUCCAAGAACUGCGCAGACAGGUAAAGACACUGGAGGGUCAGUGCACUCAGCAAGGGCACGAACUAAGUGACAUGCAAGCCAGACUAACCCAGGAAGAACAAAGAGAAGAGGAAAUGAGAAGAGAUAGCUUUUCUCUCAGACAAAGAGUACUGGAGAGUGAUGCUGGCAGAGAAGCAGCCCUGAAAGAGGUUGCAGGCCUGCAGCGACGGGUAGCUGAGCUGGAGGAAGCGCAAAACAAGGACAAGGAGUUUCAGCAACAACGGGAUGUCAGCCUUCAAGAAAGUCAAGUAAAACAGCGCAAGGAGACGGCUCGUCUGGAGGGAGCACUGCAGGAAGCCCAAGCCCAGCUCAGAGAGUUAGGUCUGAAGGUCAGUCUAGCAGAAGCCCGCGCCCAAGGGCUGGAAGAACAACUGGGACAGAAUGAUGCUAUACGGAGAGAUCUCGAGCAUAGGCUGAACAUUCUCAGUUCUACUCUGAGACGUACUCUUGGAAGUGGAAGACGUUCACCCACACCUGGAGAACGUGGACGCAGCCCCUCACCAUGGAGAACACGCUCACCUGUAAAAGGUGACAUCAUGUCAGAUGAGCAUGCCAUGGGGAGGAUGUCAGUUAGUUCUUUGUCCCCUUCUCAUGGAGACAAUGGAGAGCUGGAUCUGGAUGCAGUUCAAACAUCACUGCGCAAUUUCCAGCAGGAGCUCAGGGAUGCACAAAGAGACCGGGAUGAGGCCCAUGCACAGGUGGAAAAUCUUGGCAAACAGGUGGAAAGCCUGAAGUCCAGUCAGGAGAGAAGCAAUACAAGUAUCCAGAUGCUGAAACAGUCUAUUAGAGUGCUUGAGGAUGGAAAGCGUGAGCUGGCCGAGCAUUUAGAAGAGGCGCAAGCAACCCUUUCUUUACAGAAUGAGGCGGUACAGCGUGGAGAAAGAGACAAAAGGAUAAUGAGUGAAGACUUGGCCAACUUGACAAAAAACCUACAGAAAAUGGAGACAGAGGCAAACGCACUGCAGGAGAAGUUACAGCGCUCUAAAGCCUCUGAAGAAUGUCUUGAGGCUGAGCAUCGCCGUAUGAAGGAGAUAUGUGAGGUUGCAGAGGCCAGAGCCAGCAGGCUGGAGCUUACACGGCGAGGGUUGGAGGGAGAACUCCAACGUGCCCAACUCCGAGCCACUGAGAUGGAGGCUGAAGUCAGCUCACUGCAGGAACGCCUCACCAACCUUCGCAGAGAGCUUGGAAGAAGUGAAGAGCACACAGCCUUUUUGAAGCUUGAGAGUGAAAGGUUGGCAACUGCCCUGGCACACGCGGAACUGCAAGAAACCCAGCUGAGAGAGCAACUGCAGGCUAAGACUGCAACACUGACAGACAUCAACGCUGCAGCAGGAGCAGCGAGAGAUCAGUCUGCACAACUGCAGCGAGCUCUAACAGCCAGCGAGCAUGACCGAAAGAUGCUGCAGGAGAGGUUGGACAAGACACGGGAGGCUCUGACAGACAGUCGGAAGCAAAAUCAUUGCCUGAGCGAAAGACUUCAGAGCUUGCAGAGAAUUCAGGAAGAGUCAGAGCUUAGGGUCUCCGAACUGGACAAACAGACAUGCUGCCUGCAGGAGGCUGUGAGACGGAUGCAUCAGGCUGAGCAGGAGGCAAAAAAGAGCUGUGCACACCUACAUGGAGAGAAGGACCAGCUACAGGAGCAGGUGACUGCCCUGCAGGCCACUCUCCAUCGGCUGGAGGGAGAGAAAGCUGAGCUGGAGAGGAUGCUGGUUCGUCUGGGCAAAGACAGGUCCUCUUUAAAACGCACCCUGGAGAAGGUGGAACAGAAUCGCCGCAGGAAGGAGGAGGAGGCAUUUCACUCUGGGCGUGAGAGAGAACAGCAAGAACAAAAAGUCCAAAAUCUGGAGAAAGAGCUAAAUGAUGCACAAUUGGAAAGUCAAGCACUACAGUCUCAGAUCUCUAUCCUGGAACAAACUUACUCCCAGAGGCUCCUGGAAGUGACAGCUCGGCACAGGCAAGAGCUGGAUGUAGAGACAGAGCGGAUGAGGGACUCCCAGAAACAGGCAGAGAAAGCCCUGGAGGCUCGCGAGAAAGCCCAUCAACAGAGGGUUCACUGCUUGGAGGAGCAGGUGUCAACACUAAAGGAGCAGUUGGAGCAGGAGAUGAAGAGGAGGCAAGCGUAUAUGAGGCAGAUGCUGCAAUUGAGGCUCUAAAAACCCCACUUGCCUGGGAUUCAAAGUGACCAACAUCUAACCACUGACAGCUGUGUCACAAAACAUCUGUUUCUCCUUAAAGCCGUAUAACCAAUUAAACAGGACCAUUACAUGCAAAGCCAGAUUAAAUGUUACACACACACACACACACACACAUUAAAACACCUGAAUCACUGGUCUCAGGGAGAAUAGUUUUGGACUAAAAUUGUUGCAGAAAUAGUUUAAGUAAUCCUGAUCCACACUGUAAGAACCCAAUAACAACAAACAAAGAGAUCACUGUUUCCACAAACACUUCUCAAUUGGCAAAUUGUUUUAAGGAUUUGAGAAGCAAACUGUUGAGAAAUACCAUAAAUCUACCUUUAGUCCACUACUGUUCUUUUUAGAGUAUUAAGCGAAAUCUUACAUCUAUAUGAAAAUUUUAAACCAAUUCUUAAAGAACUGUACUUACCACUAUAGGUCCUCUUAAACGACUACUUAAAUCACACAAUUUUUGUUUUUACUUUAUAACAUGUUUGAAACUCUGUAACUUACACCAUUGUUGUUAUUAUUUAAUUACAUUAAGCCAUUUUGAGUAUAAAAAUCAUAUUAUUUUGUUCGUAAACAUUUGCCUAAUUACAAGCUGAAUGAAUAAACAAUAUCUGGAUAGAAAAAUAACUGAUGAA